ACGCGCUCCCCUCCUUUCCCCCUCCCCUGUGCGCCCGCGCAGAGUGACGGCGAAGGGGUUGUGAGCGGGAGUGGCCCGGCGGAGGAGCCGUAGCGCGGGCGGGGCCGGAGGGCGGAGCGGGGCCGCCGCCGCCGCCCAGCCGCAGUCCCGGCCGCGGAGCCCGAGCAGCCUGGCCGCCGCCAUGUUCCGGAUCGAGGGGCUGGGACCCAAGAUGGACCCGGAGGAGCUGAAGCGGAAGAUGCGGCAGGAUGUUCUCAGCUCGGUCCGCACUUUCCUCAUCUACGUGGCGCUGCUGCGGCUCACUCCAUACAUCUUAAAGAAAUUGGAUAAUAUAUGAAUACAGAAGAGCUGCAAAGACUGGAUACAUGGAAACACAAAAAGGAUUGUGGCUGCCUUUCUGUUAACAAACAAGAUGCAAAAGGCAGACUUCACAUACAGAAUGGAUCUAAAAAUUUCAUUUAAGCAUAUUUGACUUUGUGAGAGCAAUGGCCUAGCUGGAAGUAUGGAAAAUGGUUAUUGUCCUUGUGAUUGACUUCAAGUCAUGUAAUGCUCCCAUGUGGUGGCAUAUCUCUAUUUGUGCUGGUACAGCCCUUGUCUUGUGUCCAGAAAUUGCAUCAUACUCCAUUUUUGUAAGAAGUAUUAAGUGCAAACAGAUUUCUUUGUUCUGGAGCUACCUCUAAAAUACCACAGUGCUAUGGCUGUCAAUCUUACUGAACCUGUCUGUGUGAAAAAUGAACUUGUUUGGAUCCCUAAACUCCAUCUAGGAAGCUGUUAACUUGAAUCCAGUUAAUUGACUUUUUAUUUUUCGUUGAAAUAAAAUGGAACAACAAGUCUGUGAUUUCAGGCACAGUUCUAUUGCUUUAUUUUUAAUAAAAUCAGUUACAGUA
Messenger RNA from Dermochelys coriacea (leatherback sea turtle), 887 nucleotides. It is a transcript of the gene TOMM5, whose product is annotated as translocase of outer mitochondrial membrane 5. Bases 182 to 337 code for a protein of 51 amino acids. Gene Ontology annotation, cellular component: mitochondrial outer membrane translocase complex. The transcript has 2 exons. Lineage: Eukaryota; Metazoa; Chordata; Testudines; Dermochelyidae. The record is from RefSeq and is a predicted model, not a curated record.